GCUACUAGGCGCACAUCGCCGCCGCCCAGCGACGCCUCCGCCUCCGCCUCUCUUCUCCUCAGUCCUCACCCAUUCGCCGCCGGCCACCGAACCUCCCCCAGCGCAGUCCACCUCCUUCCUUGCCACGCACACCCCCACCUCCCCGAUAAACUCUCCAACCACUUCUCGAGUAGUCCAGCCCCGCCCCCAUCCGAUUCCCACUUCCCGGCGGCAGCAUGUCGAGACCCCUGGCGCGGCGCGCGGUUCCCCCAUUCCUGAGGCUGCGCUCCACGGCCUGCGACGACGGCCACUGGAUCGGCCGGCUGGACCACAGGGACUGGCUCGCCCCGAACGAGGUGCUCAAGAUCUUCGCGAGCAUCAGGGACGCCGCUCUGAUAACCAGCGUCUUCAGGAAGGCCUGCGCCCGGAGGGACUACAAGCCCAGCGAGGCCCUCUACGGCCUGAUGAUCGACCGGCUCGCCGGCGCCCGGCGGUUCGGCGACGUGGAGGAGCUGCUGGCCAGGGCGAGGGCCGAGCGGUUCAGGUUCUCGGACGACUUCUUCUACAGGCUCAUCAAGAUGUACGGCAAUGUGGCCAACCACCCCGAGAAGGCCAUGGAGACGCUCUACGCGAUGUCCGAGUACGGCUGCUGGCCGUCCACCAAGACCUUCAACUAUGUGCUCCACAUGCUCGUGUGCAGGCGGCAGUACGAGGUUGUCCACGAGGUGUACUCCAGCGCGCCCAGGCUGGGCGUGGAACUGGACACCUGCUGCUUCAACAUCCUUAUCAAGGGGCUGUGCCAAUUUGGGAGAUUCAACGAGGCCCUUUCGCUGCUGGAUGAGAUGCCGAAGCAGGACUGCCGGCCUAAUGCGAUGACCUAUUCGACCCUGAUGCAUUUCCUCUGCCGGAACUGCCGGGUGGAUGAGGCGUUCGAGCUGUUUGAGAGAAUGCGCAAGGAGGAAAUCGAUGCGGAUACGGUUGUUUACAAUAUAUUGGUAUCUGGUCUCUGCAGAGAGGGAAGGGUGACCUCUGCAUAUGAUCUGUUCAAGUCGAUGUCGUCUCAGGGCUGCCAUCCUAAUUCAGGGACUUAUCAGGUACUUCUUGAUGGCCUUGUGGCCUCAAAGAACUUUGUGGAGGCGAAGGACCUGGUUGGUAUGAUGAGUGCUGAAAGUCUGAGACCUAGUUUCUCAUCUUACAAGCUGCUAAUUGAUGGCUUCUGUAGUGUUAACUGCUUAGAUGAUGCACAUCAUGUCUUGAAGCAAAUGGUGGACCAAGGUUUUGUUCCUCGGAUGAGUACUUGGACAAAACUUCUUACAUCCUUAUGCUGAAAUGUAUGUUCAUGCCCGUGGACCUGACAAUACACUUGAGCAAUGAGAUUAUUUUGUUACUGGAACUAGUGAACCAACCUGCUUUCUGCGUGGAUUUGCAUAUUGAAGCCAGAUCUUUUUCCGUAUGGGGAUUUAGCAAUAUCGGGUCUCAGAACGACCAAGUUCUGUUUACUGAUGACCCAUAUACUGAUGUACUUGAGAACUGAGCGCUAGCUCGGUUGGCUUGAAGCUCAUGGGUGUGAGCUCGCCCACCCAUGUCCAACCCGCAGGGAAGUCUCAUUUUCUACCUAACUAACGGACAGUUAAAGGAGGGGCUCUUCCCCCUUUAGCCAACAUUUAUAUACUUGUAUACCUUGGUAGCCUGUUGGUUUUGUCUCUGAUUUCAACAUAGUGCAGGCUCCGCAUUCCUCCAGUUUAAAUGUGAAAAUAUUGGUAAGCUCAUGACAUUAUGUUCUUUCGUUACAACUCAAUAUGACAAUUUUUUGUAUGUCUGACAUUUGAAAUGUGUGACAUUUUUCGUUUCUCUGGACCGUACUGCUAUUGAAUUCCAGGCAAACAGUAUGAAAGAUGCAUGCCAUGAGGUAGCUGUUCACCUUUUAUAUACGAGUACCCUUUAAGCGCAGAACAUCAUGUUGUUUGUGAUGCAGUUCUUACAUUGUUCUCACCUUCUCGGUGAGACAGAAUGUCCCUUAAUAGCUCCUUUUCUCUUUCCUUGACUGUUUAAUUGUUUAACUUGUCCUAAUACUAAUAUAAUUCUGUUCCUAGGUUCAUAACCAUCUUCCCAACUUUUAUCUUUUGGGGCUUAUAAGCUGAUCAUCUCUUGGAGUAAACAUUAAUCUCUUUACUCAAGUUGCCGUAGAUCUGGUUUCAAGAUAAGAAUUGAGUCCAUAUAGAGAUGGAAUCUGCAAGGCCAUGGCUUUGAGCUCACCGGCAACAACUAGGCCAAGGGCCACUACACCGAGGGCGCUCAGCUCAUCGACUCUGUUCUUGACGUCGCCCGCAAGGAUGCCGAGAAGUGCGACUAUCUCCAAGUAGUUCGCGAUGAGAACAUCCACAAUGAGCUUGGAAGAGGAGUGGCGACAACUAAUGGCACCUCUGGCGACUAGCGGCGUUCCGUUUUUCCUCACAUUCCAAAAUGUACAAAAUGUACCGGUGGAUGAACUAUAAGUAUGUAUUUAAAUAUAUGGAUGAAUGUAUAAAUAUUUGGAUGCAUGGAUUGUAUGUAUUUGAAUAUAUGGAUGGAUGUAUAAAUAUUUGGAUGCAUGGAUGAAUUGCAUAUUUGAUUUUUAAUCCA
Molecule: messenger RNA, 2601 nt
Organism: Hordeum vulgare subsp. vulgare (domesticated barley)
Lineage: Eukaryota; Viridiplantae; Streptophyta; Magnoliopsida; Poales; Poaceae
Product: pentatricopeptide repeat-containing protein At3g14580, mitochondrial-like
Exons: 2
Coding region: 216-1307 (363 amino acids)
Molecular function (GO): protein binding
Source: RefSeq, a predicted model, not a curated record